AUUUAUUAGCCGGACAAACUAGGGAUCGAGAACCGCAGCAGGCCGAGGAAGUGGCCUGUGAUCUCUGGCGAAUGUGUUCCAAGUUUGGCUAAGGAAUCUACGCGGUCCGCUUUGCUCGUUCGAUGCGCUGAAAAGAUAAACAGGAAGUUCGACCUGUGGCGUCCGAUACCCUAGCGAUGAUGUCUUCACUCGUGGCCGACUACGGUUCUUCGGCCUCCGAGUCUGAAGAAAAUGCUGAAAGUAGCGAAAGUUCUGACGAGAAUGGUGAUGCGAACCAGGUUAAGAAGCAGCCCGACAAGAACGACCGGCCGAAGCUACCAGGGCCGUCCUUCCAGUCCACCAAUCUGGGUUCAUCAUCGGUCUUCAGUAAUCCUUUCCGUGAAGAGGAGGACGCGCAGUCGUCGAUCCUGGAAAGGCACGUCAAAAUGACGACACCUGUGAGCCAGCAGACUUCUGUCAAUGGAAAGCAGAUUUGCUGGAACUACAGAAAGGGGCGAUGUCGCUUUGGCCACAACUGCAAGUACGUCCACGAUAGCGAUGUUGUGGGCCUAUCGGGCUCCAUGCAAGACCCCGAGCCUGCCGAGCCAGAAGUCGUGGCGACAUCAGCCGCUGCACCCUGCCAGGUUGGAAGUGAAGCGACUUCUCAGAAGCACAAGAAAAAGAGACCGGGCUUGUCAGACAGUGUGACUCCUUCAAAAAAGGCCAUGAAAUUUUACCACAAAACUCAAGGCAAAUCAUAGUCAGCUGCACACGACCCCUUCUCAAAGAGCAAAGGGAAACCAAAAGAUGUGUUUUAAUCAUGCAAAGUUAGCUUUCGCAAAACAGUUAUGCGAGAGGCAUAUUUUUGUAUAUAAUGCCAUACACAUGUGCAUAUUUGCUUGCAGAGCUGCAAGUGCACAUUUUUUUCUACUGCCAGAUAACUAUAGGGAGAAUUUUAGCUUAGUGUUAUUGUUUUUUGUGUUGCACAUGCUGUAAAAUAAAGAUCAUUUUGCCACACUA
Molecule: messenger RNA, 999 nt
Organism: Rhipicephalus microplus (southern cattle tick)
Lineage: Eukaryota; Metazoa; Arthropoda; Arachnida; Ixodida; Ixodidae
Molecular function (GO): metal ion binding
Source: RefSeq, a predicted model, not a curated record